Molecule: messenger RNA, 1028 nt
Organism: Haliaeetus leucocephalus (bald eagle)
Lineage: Eukaryota; Metazoa; Chordata; Aves; Accipitriformes; Accipitridae
Gene: DKK3
Product: dickkopf WNT signaling pathway inhibitor 3
Exons: 6
Coding region: 1-867 (288 amino acids)
Biological process (GO): negative regulation of canonical Wnt signaling pathway; multicellular organism development
Cellular component (GO): extracellular region
Molecular function (GO): receptor antagonist activity; co-receptor binding
Source: RefSeq, a predicted model, not a curated record
AUGGAAGCUGAAGAGGAAGGGGCAAAAAAACUGUCGGAAGUAAACUUUGAAAACUUACCUCCCAACUACCAUAAUCAGUCCAACACGGAAACCAGAAUUGGUAAUAAAACUGUUCAGACUCAUCAAGAAAUUGAUAAGGUUACAGAUAACAAAACUGGAACAACAGUUUUUUCUGAGACAGUUAUUACAUCUGUAAAAGAUGGAGAAAACAAAAGAAAUCAUGAGUGUAUCAUUGACGAAGACUGUGAAACAGGGAAAUAUUGCCAGUUCUCCACCUUUGAAUACAAAUACAAAUGUCAGCUCUGUAAAACCCAGCAUACACAUUGCUCACGGGAUGUUGAAUGCUGUGGAGACCAGCUUUGCGUUUGGGGCGAGUGCAGGAAAUCCACUUCAAAAGGAGAGAAUGGCACCAUUUGUGAGAACCAACAUGACUGCAACCCUGGAAUGUGCUGUGCUUUUCAGAAAGAACUACUGUUUCCUGUGUGCACUCCCUUACCUGAAGAAGGUGAACCCUGCCAUGAUCCUUCAAACAGACUUCUCAACCUGAUCACCUGGGAACUGGAACCUGAUGGAGUGCUUGAGCGAUGCCCAUGUGCAAGUGGCUUGAUCUGCCAACCUCAGAGCCACAGCACUACAUCUGUGUGUGAACUGUUUGCCAACAAAACCAGGAAUAAUGAAAAAGAAGAUCCCUUAACCAUGGAUGAGAUGCCAUUUCUCAGCUUGAUACCCAGAGAUAUUCUUUCUGAUUACGAAGAAAGCAGUGUCAUUCAGGAAGUGCGUAAAGAAUUAGAAAGUCUGGAGGACCAAGCAGGUUUGAAGCCUGAGCCUGACUCAGCUCGUGACCUGUUUUUGGGAGAUGAAAUUUAAAGUCCAAACACCAGACAGUUUAGUUAGUUAUUUCUAGAAAUUUUUGUCUAGUGUCUUGCUUAUAUAAACCCUAAACACACACUGCUGGAUAGAAGUGCAAUAAACAAUGUCUUUGAUGAGCAUCCUUUUCUGUGCACCAAACCUGCAUGUUCAAAUUGUUG